Papilio machaon (common yellow swallowtail) is the source of this 1824-nucleotide messenger RNA. RefSeq names its product aldehyde dehydrogenase family 3 member B1. Gene Ontology annotation, cellular component: cytoplasm. NCBI's taxonomy places the organism in Eukaryota, Metazoa, Arthropoda, Insecta, Lepidoptera, Papilionidae. The transcript is spliced from 11 exons. The coding region runs from base 76 to 1755 and encodes 559 amino acids. Gene Ontology annotation, biological process: aldehyde metabolic process. The record is from RefSeq and is a predicted model, not a curated record. Gene Ontology annotation, molecular function: aldehyde dehydrogenase (NAD+) activity.
CAUCAAGCAAGUUAAUAUAAAAAUAUUAUAAGAUACAUAGAUUGUUUGAUUGAAGUGCGUUUUGUGUCAGUUGAAAUGCUACCGCCGCAGACUCAACACGGCGUGAACGAGCGUGCUGGUGAAGUACACGUUAUAGACAUAGAGGACCAGUUGGAGGGAACCGGUGUUGAAGAUUCAAUACAAAUACGCAUAGACAACGCUUUUGGAGAAAUAAUGAACGGCAACGGAACAACUAUGAACUCUAAACAGAAACCGGUUAAUCUGGCUGACGUUGUGGCGAAAGCGCACGAAACAUUCAACCGUGGUGUGACGAAGCCUAUAGAAUGGCGUCGUCAACAGCUGCAGAACCUCAUGCGUAUGUACACUGAGAACCACAAUGAAAUGGUUGCAGCGCUGGCCAAAGAUCUGAGGCGGUCCAAAACGGAGGCCGUGCUCUUGGAGACACAAUACCUGAUGACCGAUCUCAAGAAUAUGCUGAAUAAUUUGGACAGCUGGGCCAAGCCGGAACGGCCGUCCAAGGGCUUCGUGAACAUGUUAGAUGACGUGGUGAUCUACAAAGAGCCGUACGGCGUGGCGCUCGUGGUCGGCGCGUGGAACUACCCUCUGCAGUUACUGCUGAUGCCGAUGGCGGGUGCCAUCGCGGCCGGGAACGUGGUCGUCGUGAAGCCCAGCGAGCUCGCCGAGGCCAGCACGCAAUUUGUGGUUGAAAUGCUGCCGAGGUAUUUAGAUAAUGACGCGGUAAUAGUAGUAGAGGGAGGACCUGAAGAGACCACAGAGCUAUUGAAACAGAAAUUCGACUACAUCUUCUACACGGGUGGGACCAAUGUAGGCAAGAUCGUGUACGCCGCCGCCACCAAACAUCUCACCCCCGUUACACUGGAGUUAGGUGGUAAGAGCCCAACUUACAUAGACGGCACAGUGAAUAUUGAAGUGACAGCCAAAAGAGUGCUGUGGGGCAAGUUCAUCAACUCAGGUCAGACGUGUAUCGCGCCUGACUAUGUCCUGUGCUCCAAGGAGGUGCAGGAGAAGUUCGUGAACGCAGCCAGGAGUGUCCUCAAGGAGUGGUACGGGGAGGACCCACAGAAAUCUCCGGAUCUAUGCAGAAUUAUCAAUAGCAGGCAUUUCAGCCGUCUUCAAGCUUUAAUAGAAGCGAGCAAGGACAAAAUCGCAAUUGGUGGUCAGACCGAUCCGAGAGAGAGAUUCAUUGAGCCCACCAUAUUGACCAAUGUAAAGGGAACAGACAAAAUAAUGGAAGACGAAAUUUUCGGUCCUAUUUUACCUAUAGUACCUGUAGAGAACGCAUAUGAAGCGAUUAAAUUUAUUAAUUCCAGAGAGAAGCCGCUGACGCUGUAUGUGUUCAGUACGAGCAAGGAUGUCUUAGCGAACAUUGUCGACAACACUAGUAGCGGAGGAAUGUGCGUUAACGAUACUGUCAUGCAGAUGGGAGUUGAGACUUUACCAUUCGGCGGCGUCGGCAGCAGCGGCUUUGGCGCCUACCACGGCAAGACGACAUUCGAUACGUUCACUCACCAAAAGAGUUGUCUCAUAAAAAAUUUCUCGCCCAUCGGAGAGAAACUUGGAUCAAUACGUUACCCGCCCUAUUCAGAUAAGAAGCUGAAUAGAAUAACGAAAAUGAUGGGGAAGAGUUCGUUACCCUCCUUCAAGUGUUUGCCCUACCUUCUGACGUUUGCACUCGGGGCGGCCAUAUCUUACGGCAUCUUCGCCUGGCAGAAGAUGGCUUCGGAAGAUCAAUAAAAAACGACGACUGAUUUUAAUUCGUAAUUUCUUUUGAACUUUAUUUUUAUACAAAUAAUAUGUUAAUGG